GGCUCUGCCUCCAUCCGCCGCUGGGGCCGGGCCGCCAUGGACGACCUGGGGGACUCUGGCUCCCCUUCUUUCCUGCUUCGCCCCCGUAUAGUGGUGUUUGAUGCCCUGCUGGCUGAUCUGGAGACCACCACCUCUCACAUUUCCAAGCGCCCAGUACUGCUCACGGACUCUGGGGCAGCCCACGCUAACGGGCUGGGGCAGGAUGGGAUGCCUGAGGCCAGGCCCCCUCCUCCACCCUACAACCCUCAGCAGCAGGCCAUGUCCAUGGACCCUCUGCCUGUCUCUGCCCCGCCCAGCGGGGGCGAUAAAGAGCAUCUCUACAGCACUGUCUGCAAGCCCCGCUCGCCCCGGCCCAAGGAGCCAGCCGCGCCACCCUUCUCCUCGUCCAGCGGGGUGCUGGGUGCCGGCCUCUGUGAGCUGGACCGGCUGCUGCAGGAGCUCAACGCCACACAGUUCAACAUAACAGACGAAAUCAUGUCCCAGUUCCCAUCCAACAAGGGCCCUGAUGGGGAGAAGCGGAAGGAGAAACCAGAGGAUGCCGGGGAAGGGGGGUCCCCAAGCCACUCGGCUGGCUCCACCCCCCCUCCUGUGAAGCCAUCAGCCACAUCUGCUACCCUGGAGCUGGACAAACUCAUGGCCUCAUUGUCGGACUUCAGAGUCCAGAGCAACCUCCCAGGGGUCUCGGCCGCGCCACCCCCGGCCCCCGCCCGAGUCUCCCUGGUGCAGCAGCCGGUGAUGUCAUCCGUCUGCCCCAGCCCCUCUGGCCGCCCCCCCCCAGGAGCACCGGCCCCGCAGGGUGGCAACUUGGACAGCAUGCUGGUGAUGCUGCAGUCGGACCUGAGCCGCCAGGGGAUCUCCACCAGCACCAAGGGGCUGUGUGCCUCCUGCCAGAAACCCAUCGCUGGGCAGGUGGUGACGGCGCUGGGCAACACCUGGCACCCCGAGCACUUCGUCUGCACCCACUGCCAGAAGGAGAUGGGGGGCAGCAACUUCUUUGAGAAGGAUGGCGCCCCCUACUGUGAGAGGGACUACUUCCAGCUUUUCUCGCCCCGCUGCGGCCUCUGCAAUGAGCCCAUCCUGGAUAAAAUGGUGACAGCUCUGGACAAGAACUGGCACCCGGAGCAUUUCUGCUGUGUGAAGUGCGGGAGGCCCUUCGGGGAGGAAGGCUUCCAUGAGAAGGACGGCCAGCAGUACUGCCGCCAGGACUUCUACGAGCUCUUCUCCACGCGCUGCCAGGGCUGUGGCCAGGCCAUCCUGGAGAACUACAUCUCGGCCCUCAGCGCUCUCUGGCACCCUGAGUGCUUUGUCUGCAGGGAGUGCUACGCGCCGUUCCUGCAGGGCAGUUUUUUCGAGCAUGACGGGCGGCCCUUCUGCGAGACACACUACCACAAGCAGCGGGGCUCGCUGUGCUGGGGCUGCGAGAAGCCCAUCGCCGGGCGCUGCAUCACCGCCAUGGCCCGCAAGUUCCACCCCGAGCACUUCGUCUGCGCCUUCUGCCUCAAGCAGCUCAACAAGGGCACCUUCAAGGAGCAGAACGACAAGCCCUACUGCCACCCCUGCUUCCUCAAGCUCUUCGGCUGAGCCCCGCCCUUCUCCAGGCAGGCCCCGCCCCUGGGCCCAGCCACACCCCAGCAGGCCCCUCCCCCUGUCCUAGCCACACCCCCAACAGGGCCCGGCCCCUGGCCCAGACACACCCCAUCAUACCCCGCCUCCUGGCCCAGCCACACCCCAGCAGGCCCCGCCCCUGGCCCAGCCAUGUUGGGCAAGCCACGCCCCACCCCACAGCCAUGCUUCAGCAGGCCAUGCCCUGGGCACAUUCACGCCCCGGCAGGGGGCACCCCACAGCAAGGCCACGCCCCGGCAGGCCCCUGAGCUGGCAUAGCCACGCCCACCGUCUCUGAGUGGGGGAUGGAAAGGCCAUGGUCCCCAGCACAGGCAUGUCAAUCAUUGCCAAAGGCUGGGUAAGCCACGUCUCCCAAGACACCCUGAGAAGCACCGCCUCUUUCAGAGCCACACCACAACCGGCAGGGGCCAGCACAUCUGCCAUUCCUCCCAUGCUGCUGAUAGGUCUUGCCCCCCACAAGCCACCUGGAGGCCCCGCCCCCAUGCUAAGCAGAAUUCGAACCCCAGGCCCACAGGGGAUGGGCACUGGCCAUGGAUCACCUUGUCCAACAAGAAGGCAUGGUCAUUGGGGGCAGAGAGGAAGGGCCACCAGGCUAAGGCCUGCCUUCAAUGGGGUGUGCUGUCUGGGCUAAGCCCCAGCCCCUGGGCACAGCAAAGUAGGGGGAACGUGGCUUAUUUUUUCCCAAAACUCACGUUGAAAUGUCAUAGGAUCACAAAUUGUCUUCAGCUCUGGG
Messenger RNA from Caretta caretta (loggerhead turtle), 2357 nucleotides. It is a transcript of the gene TGFB1I1, whose product is annotated as transforming growth factor beta 1 induced transcript 1. Lineage: Eukaryota; Metazoa; Chordata; Testudines; Cheloniidae. The record is from RefSeq and is a predicted model, not a curated record.